AUGCUUAAUUGACCGUUCAGAAUGCUGAGAAGAUGCAGUUAUCUACAUGGAGUUUAUUUUUAAGCUGUCAAAUCAUAAUAUGGCGCAUGAAUUUUGCCGACGAAAUUACUCUGACCCGGCUUACCGAUGGAGAUAUUUUUACUACUCCAGGCUCUUGCUUCGAAGCUUGCAUGUUUCUAAGCAGCAACACUGCUAGUCCGUACACUUCUGAUCCCACUCCUGCAGUAGAUGCCAGUAUCACCUAUGACUCUUGCACUUGUCAAUGCAAUAAUGGUCUUCCUAUUUUUCGAGAGGACUUACGUAUUUGUGUGGAUCAUAUCAAUGAGUGUACGGUGACGGCCAGCUUCACGAGCGCAUCCGGCCUAGUCGAGAAGGUGCCCUACGUAUUCCUGCCCCAGUACGGCCAGAUCAUCUAUCCCCAUGCGGAAAUAACCAUUCCAGGCGCGGAGUCACCGCUAUGCGUGGUCACGGGCGUCCAGCAGCUAGGCCACGCCGGCUGGUCGGAUCUGAAAAAUCUAUCCGGCCUGGAAUUCCCGCUGAGCUUGUAUCGCGACGAGGCGCGAACUUUUCUCAAAUGGACCGGCGAGCAGAGACUGCGAGAGACGGCGGAGGGCAAGAUCGUGAUGGUGAAACUGGCCUGUCGCGACUCCAAACCCUCGCCGAAGAUCCAGGGCGUCUUUACGCCCUGCGUCACCUUCCGAGUCGCUGGAUCUCCGUCCCGACACACAAUCAAAGAGGUCUCGUUCUCGAGCGGUGGCAGCGGCGGCAACGGCAGCGGCGGCGACGACUCCACGAAUUCCCGGGGCUUGUCGAGCUCCGAGUACAUAGCGAUCGCCGUGUCCUCGGUGGCCCUGGCGCUGGUCUACGUGAUCGCCACGACGAUUUAUCUGCGAUAUCGCGUGCGGAGCAAGCGGCGACGCGGACCCGCCAAAGAUCGACUUGACCAUCACGGCCACGACGUCGAGAGCAACAGACCGUCGAUGGUCGACGCCGGCGGUCAUCGCAGCCCCACGGAGUACGAUCCACUGGCUCGGAUCAUCAAGUCGUCCUCGUCGCCGGCCGCUUCGCCCUCGCUGCUGAGCCAGCAUCAGCAGCAACAUCAACACAGGCAUUACGAAAUCGGUAAUGUGGGUAUAAGCUGCAUCGAGAACGAUCGCAUCGACAAACUCAUGCAGCUGCGUCGUCACAGCGAGCCCGAGCCAGACAACUUUCAGGUGACGGCGGCUAUAGUUCAUCCAUCGCAGCAACAUCAGCAACAGCACGAGGAAAGUUACGAGGAGGAGCCGAUCGAUCCGCAGGAGCAGAACAACAAUUCCGGCUCGAUCAUCGGCGAGCGACUGCCCGAGGAGAACGUCCGGAUCGUCGAGACGACGUCCGAGGGUGCGACCAACUCGCAGCAGCUGCAGCAGCAUCACCAGUACAGCCAGCACAAUCAGCAGGCCGCCGGCUUUCCGGCCACGCAGAGGCGCAAGCUCUACUUCAAUCCGGCCUACUUCGAGAAGCAGCUGUUGAAGGCGCCGCCACCCGCGGCCAUCGAGUUCUUGCUGAAAAUUAGAGAAGUCAUCUCCGUGGCCAAGCACAAGAUGGUGGCCAAAAGAUUCGUUCCAACGUUGAACGAAAUUCCCGAGGAAUCGUCGUCGGAGCGGCCGAGCAGUUCCGAUCAGAGAGGCCUGAGCCGACGUCGCCGCGCCAACUCCGUGCAGAAUCUGGGACCGACCUCGAGACUCGCGAGUGGCAGCAACAACGGUUGCGGCGGCUGUCCGGGCUGCAGUCACGGCUCGUCCACGCCGAAUCUACCGCUGCUCGACGCCGACUCGGGCGAGAGCCGCGUCAGGGCCUGGCUCGAGAACGUCAAGUCGCUGGACCAGCGUCGAGUUCCCGGCUCCUCCGCCAUCGAGACCCUGGACUGGCGCGUCGGCAAGCGUCCGCGCGGCGAUCCGGACACCGAGAGCACCAGCUGGUCGUGCAGAUCUCUGCCGCUGCUGCUGGACGAGGCCGCCGCGGACUCGUCGUUGAGGCAGCAUCGUCGUCAGAAGGUCGGUGGUUUGUGCAACGGCCACGCGAUCGUCAACGAGCAUCGUCAUCAUGAACAGCUCAAGACCCCGAAGCGCUUGGCCAAGUACUUGGCGAGACGACGCUCCUGCGCCUCGGCCGACGACUGGUCGAGCGGCCCCGAGGACGAGAACACGAGGAUCAACGACGACGUGCGUCGGGCCAUCGAGAGGUCGUUCCUGGCGCAGCUCGAGCAGCUACAGAACGGCGCCAAACCAAAGAUCACUCUGAAGGAGGUGGCGAGGAAGUCGAUCGUGCAUCCCAUGGACUUGCAGCAACAACAGCAGCAAACUUUGAACGCCAGAAACAAAUUCGUGGGUUCGGAUUACUUCAAAGACGCGAAUAAUUCGCGCCCGUCGAUCAGUGCGGCGAACGACUCGGUACAGCCGAGCAAGAAGAACGAAGCCAAACGCAUGAUGGACGCCGUCAUUCAAGAAUUGGCCAUAGCCAAGGAUAAAACUACGAGCAACGGCGUAGCAGCCUCGCAGCUCGUCAACAAAAAGCUCGGCUUCGAUUUCGAGACGGACAGUCUGGAAAAGAGCAACAGAAUUGCCAUUAGGAUGAGCGGCGACGAGCCAGAAGCACCGACGCCACCUUAUCAACAGACGACUUCCGGGACGAUCGUCGACGUGCAGAUCAGCGAAACGACAAGUAACGUCGUCAAAAGCUACAAUCUACCGGAAGUGAUACCACUGCGACCGGAGAACUACGCCCUGGUGAGCGAGGUCUACGUGAACGACGGCUACGCCAGUCCGACCGACAGCGACGCCGAGGAGGACUCCGGACCGGAGAUACAGUACGAGGCGGAGAAUCCAGGCCACCUCACCAUAAAGCUGGUCGACGCGCCGCGCAGCUAUCCCAAGCAGGACGAGUCCGAGUACGAGCCCGACACGCUCGAUCGCAAGCCGCCCAAGCACCAGCUCGUGGCUAAUAACAAUAAUAAUAAUAAUUGUAACAACAGCAAUAACAAGGGCCUACGGGACAAUACAAACACGGAGAUUUACGUGGAUUCGCUUGAACGCUCGACAACCCACAUACUGCUCAAGAGUAAGCGCAGCUUCCGCGAGGACGUUCCCGAUGAACCACCAAAAUCAUCGAGAGAAUACAACAGCCUACGAGACAUCUACGAGGCCAGACUGAAGUUCCAGCAGCAAGCUCAGCAAAUGCUGCAGAGCCAACAUAAAAAACUGCAACAGCAGCAAGAAACGGCGAAGCAGCCCACGUCGACCAACACCACCACUACCACCAACGCCAAGACUCCAACAAUAAUCGAGAGAAAUAAUAGCUCGUGGGCCAAGCAAGGGGUGCAGGCGAUGAUGCAUCGAGCGUCCGCCAACAACAAAGACUCGGACUGCAGUCCUCUGCUGCCACGGCAGGAGCGACGACAGAGAAAAGCGGAUAAUCAGCCGGACGUUGUUCCCAAACCGCCGCCUCUGCCUCCGACGACUUCGGACAACGAGACGAGCGAGACUCUAUCGAAAAAUGAAAAAAAAUCUAACGAAACGAGUCCCGCGGAUAGCAAGGAAACCAAGAGCGUCGAUAAGCAGUCGAUAUUUGGAAAUCGCGUGACUUCGAAUUCGAAAAACAAAGAACUUCAAAACGGAUCGGCGAACAAAGCGAACGAAGACAAAGGCUUUUCCGACGUGGCGAUCGGUAACGGCUUCAGCCGAUCAAGGAUCAUCGCGAGCAUCGAUGCUCACAGUAAUAACAACAACAACGCCAAUGAUCAAAUACAUCGCUUCAACAAGUGGCAAUGCCAAUCCAACGAAGACAACAGCAUCACCAGUCGUUCGGUGAGCCAACGCUCGAGCCGUACGAGCAACGCCGACAAGUCCCUGUCCUCGCGACGCUCCGUCGAGGACAGCGCCUACGUCAGCAGCAGCCCCGAGAGCAACGGUUCACAGGAAUGUCGUCAAAUGCAGAAUCACCAUCAUCAUCAGCAACAGCAGCACCAGCAGCAGCAACAGCAACAACGAGCUCGAGGAACGACUUCUUACCGGGGUAGCGGAAGCGAGAGCGACGAGACAAACGGUGCCGCUAACAGCGAGAGCGGAGGCGAAAGCGUCGAGACCGACAGCGUGUUUUUCGGCAGUUACAGGCCUCGAGAAGCGACGUCUCAGCAACAGCAGCAACAGCAACAGCAACGCCCCAGACCACCACCGCCUCCGCCGCUUGCAGCCGCUGCCACUUAUCAAGAUUUUCGUCUGAAGCCCCGAGUCUAUUGA
Messenger RNA from Trichogramma pretiosum, 4277 nucleotides. RefSeq lists its product as uncharacterized. The record is from RefSeq and is a predicted model, not a curated record. The transcript is spliced from 13 exons. Gene Ontology annotation, biological process: imaginal disc-derived wing hair organization. Bases 33 to 4277 code for a protein of 1414 amino acids. NCBI's taxonomy places the organism in Eukaryota, Metazoa, Arthropoda, Insecta, Hymenoptera, Trichogrammatidae. Gene Ontology annotation, cellular component: cell cortex.